GUUGUUACUUUCAUCUCGUUAUAUCUAUUUCUCAAUACAUGUUAUACUUUUUAAUUAUCGUCAUGGAAGUAGUAACAUUCUUACAUUACAGUGGGUUGUCACCAUGUUGCAGCAAAUCCUGCGCGACAUGUGGGUAGACCCGGAGAUCCUCGCUGAACUCGACGAGACGCAGAAACAGACGCUGUUCUGCAAGAUGCGUGAGGAACAGGUGCGUCGCUGGCGUGUGUGGGACGACAAAGUGAGCAAAGAAGACACGGAUAAGCCAAAGUAUGAAGCUAACGGGAAAAAGCACGUGCAGUUCCUUAAGGGGGAGGAUGGUGAACCCUGGGUAUGGGUUAUGGGAGAGCAUCCUAACGACCGUAGCAUCGAGGAUAUCCUGGCAGAAGAAGCCCGUCAGCGCGCGUUGUCGCAAGCCUGCCAGGAGGCGCACCAGCUCAGGAAGUCUGUCGAGAAGGAGCUUACGCAUCUCAUUGAAUUCCAGCCACUGGAUGCCUUGGAACAGAAGUUCGAUUUAUCCCCAAAAAAUGUUGACUCUCUAGAAGAUACGCUAGAUUUGUACUGCUCAGUGGACGAGCUGCGCGCGCGCAUGGAAGAGUUGGGGCCUAUGCCUUCGCCCAAGGAUAUAGACAAGGCUGAAUACGACGCCAUCAAACUUGAUCUCAACAAGAACACAAUGCAUUUCAACUUCAUUGAAGGCAAGCGGGACGUCAGAGAUGUAAUACAGGAGUCAGGUCAGGUGGCAGACGGUGUGAGCCUGCGCGUGGCUGCGUGGGAGCGGCGCGUGGCAGCGGCACGUGCAGGUGACAUCCUGCGCGGUCUGCGCGCGCGCCGGGCACGCACACUGCGCGACGCUCAACGCACCACGCACCACAUGGACGCUGUCUGGAGAGAACAAGAGCGUAAGGCUAAGGAAGCCGAGGCAGCUAUGCGUGAGAUAGCUCGUGCGGCCAGAGAGGCACACCGCCUCAGCGCAGAGAUAGAGCCCCCGCCCUGCCCCUCGCAAGCCGGCAGACCGCCAAACCGCGAAGCGGUGCUGGAGUGGUUCAAGACACACGAGCUGAAGAAGGGAGUCGGUCUCGACGAGAACAACAAACCCGUCGAUUGGUUCCAUGGCGUGAUGUCGCGCGUGGAGGCGGAGCGCGCGCUGUCGGGGCGCGGCGCGGGCAGCUUCCUGGUGCGCGUGUCGGAGCGCGUGUGGGGGUACGCGCUCUCUUACCGCGCACAGGACCGCUGCAAGCACUACCUGGUGGAGGCGGAGCGCGGCUACCGGCUGCUCGGCGCCGCCACCACCACCCACACCUCGCUCGCCGAUCUCAUAAAGUACCACAAGACGGUGGCAAUCACAGAGAGCGGAGGUGAGGUGCUCACCACUCCCUGCCCCCCGCAACACCCGCCCACCUUCUGAACCACGUCACACUGAUGACGUCACUGAUGACGUCACAACGAUGCUGCAUACAAUGGGAACGCGCGCUGCACUUUUAUACAACGAUA
Messenger RNA from Papilio xuthus (Asian swallowtail), 1491 nucleotides. RefSeq names its product SH2 domain-containing protein 4B. Bases 104 to 1405 code for a protein of 433 amino acids. The record is from RefSeq and is a predicted model, not a curated record. Gene Ontology annotation, cellular component: cytoplasm. Lineage: Eukaryota; Metazoa; Arthropoda; Insecta; Lepidoptera; Papilionidae. The transcript is spliced from 10 exons.